AUGGCGUCACCAUUUGAAAUUAGUAAACCGCACCCCAACGAAACAUCGCUCCUGGAUGUCAGUAAUGAGCUGCUAUUUACCUUCAACUAUGUAGCCGUCGUCUUGUCCGAAACGCUGAGCGUCCUCGGCGUCAUUCUCAACAUCAUGAACGCCAUGGUUUUCCUCAAGAUGGGUCUCAACGACAGCACCAGCAUCUCGCUGUUCAGUCUGUCUCUGGCUGACGUCGGCCUGCUUCUGAUGAUGGCAGCCUACGGGGUCCUGUUCCACCCUUGGAUGCUGGAGACAGUGGACGCCGAUCUGAUUGACGCCGUCAACUACAUCGCUUUGGGCUGGCCACACGUCUGCUUCUCUAGAAUCUCCGGCUGCCUUACAGCCUUCAUCGCGCUGGAGAGAUUCAUCUGCAUCGUGCUGCCGCUGCGCGUGAAAUCGCUCGUCACCCCGAGGAGAACGCUUCUCGCCUGCGGUGGUAUCUUCGCCUCUCUCAUCGCUGGGACCACGCCGGCGUUCUUCAGCUAUAGCAUCGGAGAACGCUUCAGCCAGCUCCACAACAAGACCACUGUCGGACUGAUCCCUUCCCAACACAGCUAUGUCCUGGAAAACAUUUCUUUGAGCGUUAACAUUCUUGCUCAGAUGACCUCCUUCACUCUGGUCACUAGUCUCACCAUAGCAACCGUUCAGACGUUUCUGGAAAAAAGCGAAUGGAGGAAAUCCAUAUCCACAUCGGCCAAGAACUUCAAUAUAUCGUCCAGAGAUCGCAAACUGGUCAAGAUGGGUGUUGGGCUUGGGGCUACAAUAGAGUGA
Biomphalaria glabrata is the source of this 801-nucleotide messenger RNA. Its product is annotated as adenosine receptor A1-like. Gene Ontology annotation, biological process: G protein-coupled receptor signaling pathway. Gene Ontology annotation, molecular function: G protein-coupled receptor activity. Lineage: Eukaryota; Metazoa; Mollusca; Gastropoda; Planorbidae. The coding region runs from base 1 to 801 and encodes 266 amino acids. The record is from RefSeq and is a predicted model, not a curated record. The transcript is spliced from 2 exons. Gene Ontology annotation, cellular component: membrane.